Molecule: messenger RNA, 9312 nt
Organism: Ylistrum balloti
Lineage: Eukaryota; Metazoa; Mollusca; Bivalvia; Pectinida; Pectinidae
Product: serine/threonine-protein kinase ULK2-like
Exons: 27
Coding region: 287-3334 (1015 amino acids)
Biological process (GO): protein autophosphorylation; axon extension; autophagy
Cellular component (GO): cytoplasm; autophagosome
Molecular function (GO): ATP binding; protein serine/threonine kinase activity
Source: RefSeq, a predicted model, not a curated record
AUCGUUGACCUGUCAAAACGCAAAAGCAACUGGAUAUUUGUAGAAUGUCACUGAACGGACUGGUUUUACGCUGAAAAUGAUUGAAAGAUGGUGAAAAAAUGACGAUGAACAUUACAUAUAUGUCGGAAUAUUCAUAUUAAUUCAUGAUGAGGCCAAAAUUGCAGUCUAAUGUGCAGACUGCCACCAUCGGCCAUCAAAAUGGCCUCUGAAUCUCUCGUGGUUACAGCAGGAGCUGGCCGACCUCGAGAUCAAGAUUGCUUCACGAAACAGUUAUCAUAGGCCAAGGAUGGAGAUCAUUGGAGAAUUCGAGUACAACAAGAAGGAUCUGAUCGGUCAUGGGGCUUUUGCCGUGGUCUUUAAAGGCCGUAGUCGGAAGAAACCACCGACAACUGUAGCCAUUAAAAGUAUCACCAAGAAGAACCUGGCCAAAUCUCAGAAUCUUCUCAGCAAAGAAAUCAAGAUACUCAAGGAGCUAUCAGACCUUCACCAUGACAACGUUGUGGCUCUUUUGGAUUGUAAGGAAACAACUAAUCACGUUUACCUGGUUAUGGAGUACUGCAAUGGAGGAGAUCUUGCUGAUUUUUUGCAAGCAAAGGGAACAUUGAGUGAAAACACAAUUUCCCAAUUCCUGAGGCAAAUAGCUGCUGCUAUGAGAGCCUUACACGGCAAAGGAAUUGUACAUCGAGAUUUGAAACCACAGAACAUCUUACUCCAAAAUCCUCCUGGCAAAACUAAUCCCUCGCCGUGUGAGAUGAUACUAAAAAUUGCUGACUUCGGAUUUGCAAGAUUUUUGCAUGAUGGAGUAAUGGCAGCAACACUUUGUGGUUCCCCUAUGUAUAUGGCUCCAGAGGUAAUUAUGUCAAUGCAGUACGAUGCAAAGGCAGACCUGUGGAGUAUAGGGACCAUCGUGUUCCAAUGUUUGACUGGGAAAGCUCCCUUCCAGGCACAAACACCUCAACAACUUAAACACUUCUAUGAAAAACAUGCAGAACUUAAACCCAAUGUGCCGAAAGACACAUCAUCAGGGUUGAGAGAUCUGCUACUCCGAAUGCUUAAAAGGAAUGCUCGAGACAGGAUUGCUUUUGAGGAUUUCUUUAUUCAUCCCUUCCUGAACCCACCACCUGCACUAAAGGCCUCUUCACCAGUACCAGUUCCCAGUCGAUCUAGUCAUGGAUUCUCAUCAGCAAGCCCCACACCUCCUAGUCAUGUUUCUGCCUCGCCCUUGUCUGGACGAGCAGAAUUUUCUCCACCCCCUCGCAGACCCCCACCCCCUCCUCCACCAGCAUCAGCACCUCUGCCUUCACCCCCUCCUGUUCCUUCACCUGUGAAGAUCACGCCUCCAAAGCCACUCCAAGUCAUCAAACGAGAAGAGGCUGAAGUUUUUCAUGGCUCCUCCAAUGAAGUGGCUGGUUUUCUUAAGGUGGAGAAAGAUGGACAGACACCACGAAGUAACAGCCCUACUGAGGACUUUGUGAUGGUACCAGUGAGUUUACCAUGUGAAAACUUACAAGGUAGUGCUGAUAAACCAACCAAGGCUCCUACACCAGAAGAAAUGUCAGUAAAAGCUGUAGAUCCCCCGCCCCUGCCCUUGGUGGCAGUGAAGGUGAGUCCCACCUCUGGGGCUGCAGCCUUUAGUAAGAAGUCCCCUGAAGAGGCCACUAGCCCCAGUCGCCCGUCCACCCUCCCUAUGCAGACUGAUACACCCCCACCCACCAAACCCCACUCGUCAGAACCUAUCCCUGUCCCUGGUCAAGUGCAAGCCUACCAUAGGAUAUCUGCCGGCUCACCAUCAAGUCCUCGUAAAAACAGCAUGGACAUUUCUCCUUCAGGGUCCAGUACUGGGUCCAACAAGGACUCCACAGAGAAGAAGGAUAUAAAAACAUCACCCCCUACAGUGGAGGCCAAGCUCUGUGGGCCGGACAUUGGGUCACUGUCUCCACCAGCAGUGAAAUUUUCUAUUGGAACUCCCCCAAGCACUGGACAGUGGAAGAGAGGCAGCAUUGGGUCUACCCCUUCUCGUUUCAGUACUACUCCUCCUAGUGUCACCAACUCACCUCAUCGAAAAUCAGGAAGUAGUUCACCUCUGCUCCCUGUGGUGGCCCCGACAUCGCUACCUGCGAUUAUUGGAUCUCCUCCAAAGCUGGGUAAAGUUGAUCGUAAAAGUCCAGAAGGUAUUGACUCUAUGCCUGUUAAUGCACCUUUUGGAUCCUCCAGACCCAAAACUGUACCAGACGAUAUGGCAACCAUGCCAUACAAGGGACCAGCACAAGUUACAGCAGCUGUUCCCACUGUGCGACGUAACUUACUAGAACAAGGACGUUCUGCUACAGAACCUAAUGUCUUCAGUAACCUGGAGGGAGGCAGUCUGUUGUCAGAACAGCUGGUUAGAGCAGCAUUUGGAACACCUCCACAAGCAUUCAACAACCAGGGGUCUGUGGUACCCUUCAGCAGUGGGGGCUGGCGAGGUAGUAAGGAAAAAGUUAGCUCCCUUGGAUCUCCUGGUAGUGAUAAAUCUCUCCCCUCUGACACAGACAAAUCGACAGCAUACGUAAGACGGAGUACAGAACCUUCACCUCCUCCCUCUGCCAUAUUUGCACAGUCCCCUUCAAACAUGGAGGGACCAGUUACAUUUGUAGCUCCAGGGCUUGCAGAGGAAACUCUUAUGGAUGACAAUCACAACGAGACAAUGGCAAAGCUAAGCUUUGUUCUGGACCUGGUCGACUGUAUCAUAGAACUAGCACAGACCAGGGGUGCUCCUCUCCAGGGCUUCACCGAAUCUGUCAACCUAAAACAGGGAGAAGCAUUGCCAUCAGAACAGUUACCAAAGUUUACAGAAACACAGAGGCGACUUGAACAGUUGGUGCUGUAUGUACGGUCACUGCACCUCCUGUCGUCCUCCCUUCAAUUAGCACGCAAGGAAAUCAAGGAGGAGAGACUUCAAAUUUCCACAUCUCUCAGAAAUGUGUUGCGACAGAUGAAUGAAUCGUACCAUCGGUGUGUCACUAUGUGUAAACAAAUCCAGCACAGACUAGGUACAGGUAUCCAGAAUACCCUAACACCUCAGCUGGCUGUGGCUACUGCUGAUAAACUUAUCUACAACUAUGCUAUUGAAAUGUGUCAGAAUGCUGCUUUAGAUGAGCUGUUCGGAAACCCACAUGAGUGCUUCAGGAGAUACCAAACCGCACACCUUCUCCUUCAUAGUCUCUCUCAACAGGCUCGCAAUGUGCGCGACAAACAGCUCCUUAACAAAUACAAAGAAGCAGUUGAAAGGAGACUAGCCAAUGUACACACAGCGCCCCAAGCUUACAUCCCACCAUUUGAGGCAGUCAGCUGAUGAAUGAUGAGUCAAAGGCUCGCACUUUCCCAAACAAACAUUUUCUCCUUAAGUUUGCAUGACUGACAUGAUAAAUAUAUUCAAUGGAAGUCAGUGUAGAGUAUUUUGUGUUCAAUUUAUUUUCAGUUUUAUUUAAAUCGUUUAUUUUAUGGAACUGAUUUAUGCUAUGAAGAUGGUUGUGGAAUAGGAGUACUUAAAUCUCCAUAAAUAUAACAAGGUCAAGGACACAGAAAACUAGUGAAGAUCAAGGAAAAGAAACUGUUUAAGUUCAAGGACAAAGAGAAGUACACAAACCUGUGAGAAAAUCCUAUGCAGAAUAUAUAUAGGUAUACAUCUUUGUAUAUACAUGUGGUUUAUUGAAAUGACCAUAUUAAUGUAGAGAGUUUAUGGAACAGACGAUUGGUUUGAUAACUGUAUGUUUCCUGUUUCUUACAUUUGAUAUUAUGGUCAGGUAUAGUGUUUAAGUGUAUCUGUCCCACUUUAGAACAUACUGUUUGUAUUUGAAGGUAAUAUAUGUACAGCAUAUGGAAUACAGAAGAAAAAUGACCAAGCUUGUUGAAAUCAGAGCUGGUGUUCCAUGAACGUUUUGGUAACAAGUGAUUGCUAUACAUUUUUUCAUUAAUCUCAGGGAUGGAAUAGAGUCGGAAACAAACUCAAAACAUGCAUCUUAACAACAAAGAACAAUUCUGUAAUGGUUCGUUUAAAGAGCAAGCUAACAUAUAAGACGAUUUUCAAGUAAAAUCCGAAACUUUUAGAAUAGCUAUUGAACUGUAAUCCAUUUUCAGCUGAAAUGUUAAGAAACUACUGCAAACUUUCCAAUACAAAGUAUAUUAAUACUUAAAAAAGUUUCAUAUUCAGUAUUUUCAAUGUGGAUUUACCUUAUUUUCUCAGAAUUUAUUUGAACUAUUAACAGUAAAGAUUAUGUGUGGGUUUUUUUUCAAGUGCUGUUAGAGCACAUAUCAAUUUAGAUACUUACCUAGGAUCUAUUGAUUUCACAAAUACGGAAGAAAUUACCUUUAGUGAUUUUCAUAGAUAUGUUUCUCGUGUGCCAAGUGCCAAGAUGAUAAAUGUAGCUUGCUAGUACAGAAAACAUGAGAAUAAGUUGUUUUAUUUCUGUCAAUAAUGAAUAUGAUUAUGUAGCUGUAUUAAUUAUUUAGAUCUUUGAUAGCAUUAAAUCAUUUUUCACUUGUUUGAACAAAGGUAUAAGGCUGUUGUAAAUAUCUGUAUAUACAGUUAUACUAAUAUCUAUUUAUGAUUAUAUUGUAGAAUAAGAUGUAAACCUCUACAAUAACAUGUAAUGCAUUAUUUAUUGACACACAUCAGUGAAUAUUGACACACAUCAGUGAAUACCUUUUUAUCUCUGUCUCGAUUCAGAUCCAUUAACUGUAAGACAUAAUGGAUCAUUUUUGUGAUAUACAUGUUAUAAUACAGAUUGGCAAGGGAGAUAACAAGCAUGUGAUAUCUGAAAAAUCAAUUUGUAUAGCUUGGCUUUUACCAUGUGUAAAUAAUCCACCAUGUACAAUUUUCUUAUUUGGUUAUUUUACUCCUCCAAAGUAUUUCAUUUUAUUCUCACCAUUAUUAACUCUUCCAGUUGGAAUUCCAGGUAUAGAAUAUGUUUUUACCUCCGAGUUUCAGCUUUUAUCAUUCAGAUAUUUUGCUUAAUCUACUUGUAUAUGUUCACAAAUACAAAUCUUUAUGCGAAAGAAGAAUUAUGAAUCUCUCAAGUGGUAUUUUAUUAAUUUUUCUUGCAAUGUUAAAAGCUUAAGUCAGUUUUUAAUGUUGCAUUAUGAAGUUUUCUAGUGUCAUGAAAUAGUGACUUGAUUUAGAUGAUAUUAAGAUUUCUACAUAUGCAGAGGGAUUUGGUAGCCCUGACGACUUGGUAUUUGUCGCAUAUUCAGAGUAUACCUUAGAGCGUGUAAUGUAUUACAGGUUGUGUUACGUGGUAAUGAAAUGUGUUCGUGUUCAUUCAGACUUUGCUCUUGACCCUGUAACUCCCUCAUAACAACAGCUAAAUAUGUCAGACAUGAAUCAAGUUCUCUGUAAUUAUGAGGAGGUGCCCAAGCUAGUCAUGGGAUGACAGGGUACAGACCCGUACGUUUAAAUCUUGGCCAAGUUGUUAGUGUGUUUGUAAUACAUGCCGUAGUCUUUCAGUUUGAUUUUGGUAUGUGAUUAUUCUACCUGUACCUGCAGAAUAGUAAUAUUUUGUGUUUUGUUUAGUUUGUCCUGUUUGUUUUCAUGUUGUUUGGCUUUUUGAUAUGUGCUGAGAAAAGAUGAGCUUUCACAUGGCAUGUGAACUUGGUCUUCGAAGUUAUUGCAAUAUACAUGUAUAUUGAAAUCAGUAAUGUGACUUUCUCUUGCCGAACAGAAAUGCAUUUCAUAUCUUUUAGUUUGUUUUUGCUUCUGUAUUUUAUUGCAUAUGAACCAUAUGUAUGUUGGCAGGUUUUGAGUUUGUAAUUUAUUAAGAGUUUUAUGAGAUCAUGAUUAGAGUAAUAUAUAUGCUUAUAAGUAGCCAGAAUAGUGGAAUCUAUUAUCACUGAGAAAGGAAUUCAAAAUGUGAAGCAUUUUCAAUUUUGUUCAGAUUUUGAAUGACAUAACCAGAGUUAGGAUUUUUUCAUGACCUUUCAUGACCUUCAUGACAGUUACAUUCCCUCAGAAAAAAAAAGGGUGAAAAAUUUCAUGUCAAUAAAUUAAUUUUUCUGAGACAUGUGAAAAAUGUGAAAUCAGUUAGAUGUGUCAAUCGUAAUCUCAGAAAAUAAGGAAACUAAAGGUCACUACUGUGGCAAGAUUAUUAUAAACAUAGUCUUGUGAUGGACGUCUCUCUUAACUUUGAGCUUGUAAUGAUGUACAGAUUGACGUCUGAUGGUGAAGAUGUUUAUGACCCAAUCAACUUACUGGUACUCCUGAUCAGUAUUAAUUUUGUUUCAUUGUAUGAGAACUUCAAGAAAUAUUUUGGAAUACUCUCCAGAACACACUUACCCAGGAUAGUCAUUUUAGUACUUUACUGAGUUUAUCACGUAAAUAAUUAUAUAAAUUUUAUAUUUCUUAUGUUAUUUAACCUAUAUAUAACAGAGAGUGUGAUAUUUUGUUUUUAAGAAGAAAACUUUAUCAAAAUUCUUAAAUCUUGUAUAGAUUGUAUAAAAAGUGCUAAAAUAUUCCAAAGUGGUAAAACUAGAUAUAAAUUAAGAAACCAAGUUGAAUUAUUUAUAUCAGUUUGUUAAGGUUUUUGACUUAGUUAGAUCUAAUAUUUUGGUAGGUAUUUGUGUUAAAAUCCAAUCAAAGGUAUUUAAACUACCUUUAAUUCAUUAUGGUUGAUUGGUAGCUGCUCUGUUACUCACUUCAGUAGUCUAACAAUUAGAUUUGAAUAGCCAUAUGUCCUACAUGGGUGGUACUUAUAUUCAUCAGAAUAUACAAGAGUGCAAUUAAACUCCAGUGAGAGAUUUAGAAGUAGUACUUUAUCUCAUUUACAAAAUAUCUAUAUAUUAGUGAGUUGAUGUCAAUGUGAAAUUUAUAGAUAUUUCAGACUUUUUUCCCCCAAUAUGUUUUGUUUCACCAUUUUUACCUGUGUGGUAUCUAAUCUCUGUAGUUUAGUUUAUGUAUUUAACUUUAUGUGGUAUAUGUACUUCCAGUGAUUCACUUACAAGUAUUUUAUUUUUUGGGACCUACUGGUUCAUGCCUGUACAUAAGCCUAUUUAUCAUGUUCAGAAGCCAGUGUGGCUGGUACCAUUGUGAUUUUUUAUUAGUGGUUAUUUUUUGUGGUUAGACUGUGUUGUUAAAUGUAUAAAAUGUUUGAAUGACAUUGGAUCCAUUUUGACUUUGAGAAAAUAACGCUUUUCUUGGAAAUGAAGUUAAAUUCCUAUUACAUGAAAAAUUUCUUGAAUACUGUAUACUGCUAGUAAUGUUGGUAUACAUAAUGUGCUUCUCCAAAGUGGGUCCAAUGUCAUGUUGGUAAACGUUGCUCGUGGCUUUGUCAUAGUAAUUGUGUUGUUGUAUUUAUGAUAACGAGGCAAGCAAUAUAGUCUGUUAGAGAGAGCCUUAGUAUUUAUAUUGUCGUUUAAUGAGAGGUCUUCUGAAUUGCUAGGGAGUAAAAGCUGAAAAUGUGAUUAAGAAAUUGUGUGAAUGAAGAGCGGAUUUUCCUGAUCAUUUAUUAGCGUUUUUGUAUUCUUAACUAUGGCACACAUAUGUUGUAGAUGUUCUUCUUUUCAAUUUUUUUUGAAUAGUAGAGGAAAUUAUCAUGAUUGUGUAAAAAGUUAAUUUCAAUUCUUUAAUCAUGGCAUAGAUUGUUAUAAGGCAUUAGGAUCAUACAUUAUGGUGAGUGACAUUGAUUCUCUGGUAUGUUAUAGCUGAGGGUGUCUGCCUUAUAGAAAUAGACAGCCUUAGUGGGUCAGAUGUUCUGUAUAGAUAUAUACCGAUGAAACUGUCUCUCAUGUUCAUCUCUAAUCUUUUUACUAAUAGAUUAAUCUGUCAUUUUUCAACCAGAAUCAUUUUUCUCUCUCUCUCUCAGAAAUGCUUUUCUCAUGAAAUGCUAUUUAAGCAUACUAAAGACCUCCUUGUAACAGUGCUAACCAAUGUUAAUGAGAUGUCCCUGGAGUUUUCUAUAUAUAUUUCAUGUUUUGUUUCUGACAAUACUAUGGUUAUAACUUCUUUACGUUCAUCUUGAUACACAUCAUUGUAUUUAUGAUCACUGACUUCACUCAAGAGUUAUUCAUAAUUUCUGACUUCACUCGUAGUGUACUUUAUCGGAACACUUUCAUUUGUCAAUGUACUUUCGAAAAAUCACUUCUUUGUUUUAUCACUAUCAACCCAACAUUUAAAUUAUGAUCUGGAUAAGCAGUUGCAGAUUUAUCAUUUUUCACUAAAAUUUAGAACUAAUAUUUCAUAUUUCAUUGGCCUUUUGCAUAGCAGAUAUCAAUUUACUGGACAUUAUUUUUCAGUCUGAUGUUUGAUCUCGUGUUCAAUGUAAUAAGAAAUUAUCAAAUUAUUCCAUAUAUGUUAAUAGGUGUACUGGGUAUGUAAUAUGUUAAUUCAUAUUGAGAACCAAAAAUGUUCUAUAUCAUGGGUAUGAAAUAUGCAUAAAUUCAUUUUGAUUUGGAUAAGUAAUAAUCUUAAUACCAUUUUAAAUAAAAUAACGUGCUCAACCAUGUUUUCAUAAUCAAUGAUGUAUAAUUUCAAAUACAACAUAAUCGCACUUGGUCAGUAUCAUUUAUAAAAUCAUUAUUGAUUUAAUUUGCAGUGGUUUCUAAGUCUUAAGAUUUGAAGUUUUGUUUCAUGAUAAUGAUAAAUAUUUUAUGGAAUGGAAAGAAAAUGAUUUUUGUGUAUUCGAUUUUUUUCUACUCUAUAUAAAUGGUAUUGAUACUGCCUACUGGAACUUGAAACUAGCCACAUGCUCUACUUUGUAAAUAUACCCAUGUGUUCCAGUAGCCUAGUUAAUUCACAGUCACCACUGUUUUAGGGUAUAUAUAGAGAAAUUAUUGAUAAAUCUCAUAUGAUAAAUUGAUACCUAGAUCUUAUAUAUUAAGUUGUUCACAGAUCUUUUACGGACAAGUCGUUCAUAGAUCUUACAUAAACAAGAGAUUUUUUUAUGAACAAGUGAUUAAUCUGAUAUAGCAAGUUGUUUAUGAAUCUUCUAUGAACAAAUCGUUCAUUGAUCAGCUAUGCCAGUAAAAUUAUGGAUGGUUCAGAGGUUUUCAACAUGAUGCUUACACAUCAAAGGUACUCGAAAAUAUUGAAAUAUUCUUGACUUCAUAUAGGAAAAUAUUCAGUGAAAAUUUUCAGAUGAAAAUAAGAUACUGAAAGAGUGAAUUAAAUUUGUAUAUCAUAUGAAUAUAUCUUUAUUGUUAUAUUGAGUACAAGUAGGUAAAAGAGAUUUGUAUUAAGACUUGUCAAUACAUAUAGCAUGUAUGUAUCCUGACAGUUUUGUUUAUGGAUCAGUCUUAGACUGUAAUACGAACCCUCGUCAGUCAAUAAAUGGAUGUAUCAAA